Solenopsis invicta (red fire ant) is the source of this 1113-nucleotide messenger RNA. RefSeq names its product pancreatic triacylglycerol lipase. Gene Ontology annotation, biological process: lipid metabolic process. The transcript has 8 exons. Bases 48 to 1013 code for a protein of 321 amino acids. NCBI's taxonomy places the organism in Eukaryota, Metazoa, Arthropoda, Insecta, Hymenoptera, Formicidae. The record is from RefSeq and is a predicted model, not a curated record. Gene Ontology annotation, molecular function: lipase activity.
AGAAAACGUAACCUGUACUUUAAUGUAGGAUAAAAAUUACUUCAAAGAUGAUUGUUUCACCAGCAUUAGCGUUAUUGUUUCCCUCUUUACUAGCAUCCAUUGCGACGAAUCUUAAUUAUACGGUUUUCGUCGACGACCAUGGAACACCACAUCUGAUCGAUACCAACGAACCUAAAUUCACGCAAGCAAAGCUCGAAGAAUUCGACAAAUCCGCAGAAAAAACUACCUUCUAUUUGUACACUCGAAAGAACCCCGUAAUUGGACAGCAGCUUUUCAUCGAUGAUAUAGAUAGUGUAAAGAAGAGUUUUUGGAAUCCUGAUCAUCCCACUCGACUGUUCACUCAUGGAUGGCAUGGAAAUUGCGAGGCAGGAGGUUGCAACUCGAUACGAGACGCUUUCCUUAACGUUAGUGAUUACAAUGUCAUCCUGAUCGACUGGAGAGAAGUAGCCAACGGUUUUUAUUGGGACUCUGUAAAAGGUGUGCCAUUCGUAUCACAACGCGUAGCCCUUUUGAUAGACUUUUUAGAAAAGAAUGCAGAUCUCGAUCCUAAUAAGACGAUGGUAAUUGGAGUCUCCUUGGGCGCACAUGUCGCCGGUCUCGGUGCUCGUUUCGCAACUAGCAAGAUCGGCGAAGUAAUCGUUUUAGAUCCCGCAAAACCUGCAUUUGAGUCCGCAGGACCAGGAAAGAGAGUGGACAAGUCAGACGCGAUUAACGUACAGGUGAUACACACCUGUACAAAGUUUAUAGGCAUAAAAUCGACAAUCGGCACUUCUGAUUUUUAUCCCAAUGGUGGCGAGGAGCAACCGGGAUGCGGUCCAAUCAGAUGGAUCGGUGAUACCGAAGCGAUGGGAUGCGCGCACGUGAGGGCUUAUUAUUAUUACCUAGAAUCUAUCACAAAUCCCACAGGUUUUCGCGCCGGAAAUGUGUUCAUGGGAGGACCAUCCAUCGAUCCAAAUGCAAAUGGAACGUACGUUCUGCAGACUGCUAGCGAACCACCGUUUGCACUCGGAUAACAAUUGACGUCAUUAGUUGUUCGUAAACGUCCUGUCUAUGCGAACCCAUCGCGGCUAACCCAAGACCGAGACAACCACCAUGGCGGACCAUCUGAAACAA